Pseudophryne corroboree (corroboree frog) is the source of this 2034-nucleotide messenger RNA. RefSeq names its product chondroitin proteoglycan 1-like. Bases 1 to 2034 code for a protein of 677 amino acids. Lineage: Eukaryota; Metazoa; Chordata; Amphibia; Anura; Myobatrachidae. The transcript has 3 exons. The record is from RefSeq and is a predicted model, not a curated record.
AUGAUGACUGCCACACAGACACAGGAUAACAUUAAUGAGGAGCCUGUAUUGCACAGCCAGAAAAGUAAUAUUGAUACAGAAGAUACCAACCAGGUGGAAUUGAAUGCAGAGACUGCACAUUCUAGUGUAAUUGACCAUGGUCUUCAAGACCAAUUCCUGGACUCUACAAAUCAAGAAUGUGAAGUUAGCAGAUCACAAACCAUUAGCCAACAGGAUUCUUUAAAGGAAGCCAUGCAGCUAAUUGAGAGGAAUAGAAAUGAAGAAAUGAAAAAAAUUGAACAUCAAAUAAAUCAGCUGAAUAAUAAUAUACAGAUUCUCAACACAACACAAAGACAACAGAAUCAAGCACUUGUCACUCUUGCAAAUUUUUACGAUCAUCUUGUUUCAUCACAGAAUGUGGCAGCAAUCAACUACCAACAGAUGCAGCACAGUAUAAAUCAAAUGCUAGCAUGGCAGUAUGAGACUAUUACCAUCACACGCAUGAUUUCCACUUUCAUGCAACUGUUGACAGAAGAAAGACAAAGAAUGUCCAGAUCAGAUAAUCCUUCUUGUAUAUCCAAUGCUACAGCAGGAACCUUUGUAUCCAGCUGUACACGUGGAGACUAUGUAACAAGCUCUACACACAGAGAGUAUGCAACGAGCGCUGCACCUGGAACCUAUCUAUACACCACUUUACCAGGAGAAUCUGUAUCCACCCCUGCAGCAGGAACAGAUGUAUCCACCACUUUACCAGGACCCUAUGUAUCCACCACUGCAACAGUAACCUAUGUAUCCACCACUUUACCAGUAUACUCUGUAUCCACUGCUGCAGCAAGUACCAAUGUUUCCACCACUUUAACAGGACCAUAUGUAUCCUACACUUUACCAGGACCCUAUGUAUCCACCACUGCAGCAGGACCCUAUCUAUCCACUACUUUAACAGGACCCUAUGUAUCCUCGACAUUAUCAGGACCCUAUGUAUCCAUACCUGCAACAGGACCCUGUGUAUCCUCCACUUUUGCGGGACCCUAUGUAUCCAUCCCUGCACCAAGACCCUUUGUAUCCACUACUUUAACAGGACCCUAUGUAUCCUCGACAUUAUCAGGACCCUAUGUAUCCAUACGUGAAACAGGACCCUGUGUAUCCUCCACUUUUGCAGGACCCUAUGCAUCCAUCCCUGCACCAAGACCCUAUGUAUCCACCACUGCAACAGAACCCUAUGUAUGCACGACUGUAACAGGACACUAUGUAUCCUCAACUUUAGCAGAACCCUAUGUAUCCAUCCCUGCAUCAAGACCCUAUGUAUCCACUACUUUUACAGGACCCUAUGUAUCCUCAACUUUAGCAAGACCCUAUGUAUCCACCACUGCAACAGAACCCUCUGUAUCCACGACUGUAACAGGACACUAUGUAUCCUCAAUUUUAGCAGAACCCUAUGUAUCCAUCCCUGCAUCAAGACCCUAUGUAUCCACUACUUUUACAGGACCCUAUGUAUCCUCCACUUUAGCCAGACCCUAUGUAUCCACCACUGCAACAGAACCCUCUGUAUCCACGACUGUAACAGGACACUAUGUAUCCUCAAUUUUAGCAGAACCCUAUGUAUCCAUCCCUGCAUCAAGACCCUAUGUAUCCACUACUUUUACAGGACCCUAUGUAUCCUCCACUUUAGCAAGACCCUAUGUAUCCACCACUGCAACAGAACCCUCUGUAUCCACGACUGUAACAGGACACUAUGUAUCCUCAAUUUUAGCAGAACCCUAUGUAUCCAUCCCUGCAUCAAGACCCUAUGUAUCCACUACUUUUACAGGACCCUAUGUAUCCUCCACUUUAGCAGGACCCUAUGUAUACAACAACUUACAUGGAGACUAUGUAUCCACUGCUUAUAGAGGCCUCAAUGUAUCCACCACUGCACCAGGGCCCUAUUUAUUGAAGCCAAAACCAGGACACUCAGAAUCCACUACUGGACAAAUUGCCUCAGAAUCCCCCGCUGACUCAGGACCCUCAGAAUCCACCGCUGCACCAGGAAAGUAUAAAUCCAACGCUGCACCUCUGUAG